AUGAAGUAUCUCAUUAGUUUGAUUGCCGGCGUUGGGCUAGCUGCUGCUGCUCCAUUGGAAGCUCGCGCUACCAACAGCUUUUUCUUUACUUUUGGUGAUUCCUACUCCAUGAGCAGUUUUGAUGUCGGUGGCACGCAGCCAACUCCUGGCAACGCAAUGGGGAACCCAACUCUGGGUACCGGAACAACCGGUGGCGGCAUCAACUGGGUGGGAGACUUGACGACUGUGUACAAUGCCUCACUGGUCCUCAGCUACAACUUCGCUGUUGGAGGAGCGUCUCUCGACAACGCCCUUGUUAAAACUAAUACCAAGGAAGAUGUGGUAACCCAAAUCGCCAGCUUCCAGACAGCAUAUGGUAAAAAGCCUGCUACUGCACCAUGGAGUUCAGACAACGCAGUGUUUGGAAUUUGGAUUGGAAUCAAUGACAUUGGUUGGGCUGCAGCAAGCCAAGACUCCAGUGUCCUGGUGCCAAAGAUCAUGGCCCAGUAUAAGGCUCAAGCUGAAAAGCUCUAUGCAAAUGGUGGACGGAAGUUCAUCUUCCUCAAUGUCCCCUCUGUGAGCCGAUCUCCCCAGAUCAUCGGCCAAGGGGAAGCUGUUGCAGCCCACCACGCUGAGUGGCUCGCAGCUUUCAACGCUGCCCUCAAGACAAUGGUCAAUGAAUUCAUUGCAGACAACAGUGGCACUACAACCGUUCUCUAUGAUUCAUUCGCCUUCAUGACUAAGGUCCUCGACGCUCCUGCCAAAUACGGAUUCACCGAUGCUACUUGCGUCAAUAACGAUGGUGCCACCUGUGUCUGGUGGGAUCCCUACCACCCAGGUCAUGCUUACCACAAGCUGCAGGCGGCGGAUAUGAAAGAGCACAUGCACUCCCUCGGGGCUUGGUAG
Molecule: messenger RNA, 885 nt
Organism: Penicillium griseofulvum
Lineage: Eukaryota; Fungi; Ascomycota; Eurotiomycetes; Eurotiales; Aspergillaceae
Product: SGNH/GDSL hydrolase family protein
Exons: 5
Coding region: 1-885 (294 amino acids)
Molecular function (GO): hydrolase activity, acting on ester bonds
Source: RefSeq, a predicted model, not a curated record